AUGUCAGCAAAACUAGCCGCCUUCCUCAACGAGGCGCCCCUCGUCGACGACCAGCUCACCUUUGAGCCCAUCCUCAAGCACGGCCACCAGGACCUCGUCCAGUCGAUCGCGUUUAACGAGUAUGGCGACCGGUGCGCGACAGGGUCGGUAGACGGCAAGGUCCGCGUGUUCAACCGGCACAGGGACGGGGUGUGGCGGCACUGUGACAACUGGACUGCUCACGGGGGGGAGAUUACCGAGCUGCAGUGGUUGCCGCCGACGAUUUACCCCAACCUGUUGGCUUCGUUGGGGGUGGAGGGGAGGUUUAAGCUUUGGGCCGAGGACCCGGGGGCUGCGCCGGGGAGGAAGUUUUCGAAUGCCAUGGGCGGAGGGGGGAACAGGGGGAUGGCGUUAUGGAGUCAACCUAUUGCGGUGGGGGAAAAGAGCGGUGGGGGUGGGAAGGAGGGGUCGAGGCCGGGGAGUGGUGGUUUUGAUGGUCAUGGGCCUCAUUAUCAUGGGGGGGUUGCGAGUGCCUUGUCGACCACUUCCACGAGCGCGACUUCUCAUCCGCACUCGGCGGUGACGAGUACGGUGGGCACGCCGUCGGUGCACAGCGAGACUGCGCCUUCGCAACAACCGCCACAGGCUUCGAGUUCGGCGGUGCCGAAGCCGGUUUUCGAGACGAGGCACUCGAGGAGUCCGUAUCGGUCUUUUAGCAUGAAGCAUGUUGACUCGACGAGGCAUACUUACCUUGCGCUGGUGAGCGCGGAUGGGAAGUUAACGGUGUACGAGAAUGAGCAGCCGGAGAAUUUGACGGACUAUACUAUGCUUGACGAGGUGGCUAUCUCGCGGGACCAGCCGCCUGCGAAAAGGGGGGAUGAGACGACGUUCAAGGUGCAGUUUGAUCCCAACCCGGAGGUGUGCUACAGCGCGUUGAAGGCGGGGGUCCCGCCCGACACGCUGAGCUUGGUCACGGUUGCGUUGGACUGUGUGAGGAUUUAUCGGUCGAGGGAUGUGAUUAGUCAGAGUUUGGGGGUGCAGACGGUGACGAAAGGGUUUUAUCUCGCGGCCGAGGUGAGGUCGGAUGUGCAUAGGGGUUUGGUGAGGGAUGUGGCGUGGGCGGGGGGGAAUAUUAGGGGGUAUGAUGUUAUUGCGACGGCGUGUCAGGAUGGGAUGGUGAGGGUCUUUAGGGUUGACACGCCGGUGGAGAGGCAGGCUUGGUAUAAUAAGGAGGAGGAGGAGGGGAAGGAGAAUGGGGCGAGGGGGUGGUCGAUCAGGGAGAUGGGGGGGUAUGUUGAGAAGGCGAGGAAGCAAGGGGUGGAGGUGGAUGAGGGGAGGAGCGCGGCGGUCCGGGCGGCGGCGAGAGAUGUGAUUACUGUUGUUGGGGGGAUUACACCUGUGGUUCAUGGGGUUGGAACAGCCCUUGAUGAGAGGGGGACGGGGAUGGGGCAGGGGGGCAUGAUUCGAGCGGGACUGGCGACGGAGGCUGGGUAUGGGGGGGAUCAUCAUCAUGGGUAUGGGGGGGCGAAUAAGAACCCGCAGAGAAAGAUCACUGGGUUGCCGGGGCAGAUUAAGCAUACGAUUGAGAUGGUGUCGAGGCUGGAGGGGCAUAGGACGCCGGUUUGGAGGGUUGGGUUUGAUGAUGACGGGGUUGUGUUGGGGAGUGUAGGCGACGAGGGAAGGCUGCUGCAGUGGAGGAUGAUGCCGAAUGGGGAGUGGGCGAAGAGCAGCGAGUUGGGGAUUGUAAGGGUUAACAUGGCUACCGGUUGA
Podospora pseudocomata is the source of this 1749-nucleotide messenger RNA. RefSeq names its product tunicamycin resistance protein. The coding region runs from base 1 to 1749 and encodes 582 amino acids. NCBI's taxonomy places the organism in Eukaryota, Fungi, Ascomycota, Sordariomycetes, Sordariales, Podosporaceae. The record is from RefSeq and is a predicted model, not a curated record. Gene Ontology annotation, molecular function: structural molecule activity; protein binding. Gene Ontology annotation, cellular component: nuclear pore outer ring; Seh1-associated complex. The transcript has a single exon. Gene Ontology annotation, biological process: cellular response to amino acid starvation; positive regulation of TORC1 signaling.